AUGGGGGAGGUGGCUCCCCCGCCCAAGGCCGUGACGGCAGGGACAGACCCCGAGCUCGGCAUCACCUAUGCCCCUGAGAGCUCGGGGUCGAUCCCCAGCAAGACCGCUGCGAACCCGCCACGGCGGUGGAAGAAGUGGCAGAUCUAUGCGGUCAACGGGCUCGCGCUCGCUGCUUGCUUGUCCGCCGCCAUCGCCUUGGCCAUAAGCGAAAAGAUCAACUCGGAUGUGAGCAUCCCGGAACAAAUAUAUGUUGAAAGCGUUUGCGGACCACAGAGAGCUCUAACACCAGGCGCGCCGGACGAUUGCCUGCAGAUGAGCCUCGACGGGCCAAUGGUGGACCUUAAUUAUACAACCUAUGUUGGCACCACUCGGAAGAGCGGCAUCAAUGUCUUCUUGGGGAUGCGCUAUGCCGAACCACCAUUGGGCCAGUUGAGGUGGAGGGCUCCGAUAGAGCCAAGCGGUGAUAGGGACGGUCCUGUUGCUAGGGCCAAAGCAUUUGGCCCCAUUUGUCUUGCAACUGAUGCAGCCUUUCCGAAUGACCAGCAAUCCGAGGAUUGUCUCUUUGUCAACGUCUGGGCCCCUGACAAUGCCACAGAAAACUCCAAGCUCCCCGUCUGGCUAUUCAUCCAGGGAGGAGGUUACACCUCGAACUCAAAUGCCAACUGGGACGGCGAGGAGGUCGUGAAGCGGAGCAACAAUAGCAUAGUCUUUGUCAAUUUCAACUACCGAGUCGGCCUCUUUGGCUUCCUUGCCAGCGACCAGGUCAAGAAGGAUGGCGAGCUGAACGUGGGACUGCUUGACCAGCGGUUGAUGAUGAAGUGGAUCCGAAAGCAUAUUUCCAAGUUUGGGGGGGAUCCCGACCACGUCGUUAUUUCGGGCCUCUCGGCAGGCGCCGGAUCGGUUGCGCUCCAGCUGGCCGCGUAUGGCGGUCGCGACGAUAAGCUGUUUACUGGUGCCAUCGUGGAAUCCAUGUUCUUCCCCGCCCAGCCAUAUCUUUCCGAGCUUGAGUGGCAGUUUGACCGCCUGGUUAAGGGCGUCGGUUGCGACGGCGUGUUGGACCAAAAGAUGGCCUGCCUCAGAGAGAAGAGCACAAUGGCUCUCCAGGCGGCUAACAAGGCGUCGCCUUUCCCGGGGAGGACCCAGCCUCCGCUGCCCCUCUUCUACUGGACGCCGUGUAUCGAUGGCGAUCUGAUCAGGAAGCUACCGUACGACAUGUUUGGUGAGGGAAAGACCAUAGAUGUUCCCCUGAUGAUUGGAGCAACUACCAACGAGGGGUCUGUCUUUGCCGCAAACGCCGAGACAAAAGAUGAAAUGUUUCAGUUCCUGAACAACAACUACCCCGGGCUGCGGGAGCGGGACCUGGAUGACAUUGGAGACCGCUACCCGCUAAUGUCCUCGCUGCCCCAGCACAGGCCAUGGUUCCCAUCGACGUCCAAGGCCUACGGUGAAGCAACAUUUAUCUGCCCCACGGUCAAUGUGCUGGACGACGUGUCGUCCAAUUUUCCCAACAGCAGGAACAAAACCUGGGCUUAUCGGUACAACGUCCAAGAUCAAGAUGCCUUGUCCCUUGGCCUUGGUGUUCAGCACACGGCCGAGGUCGGCGCCGUGUUUGGUCCGGACAGCGUCCUCGGCCAGGCACCGGCCAGCUACAAAACGUACAAUGCUCCGAUCGUACCCGUCGUCAUGGAUUACUGGAUAUCUUUUGUCAAGACGCUGUCGCCAAACGCACUCAAGAAUGCCGACGCGCCGAUUUGGGCACCGUAUGCAAGCAGGUCUGGCGCAAACAGUUCGGACGCCACGAACGGCACACUGGGGGGCAAUAGCCACGCAAGGCUAAUCUUGGAGACGAAUAAUACACGCAUGGAGCAGGUUCCUUCGGAUGAACUCAGCAGAUGCCAGUUCUGGAAGUCUCUGAAGGAUCGCACGCAGCAAAAGCUCUAA
Pyricularia pennisetigena is the source of this 1941-nucleotide messenger RNA. RefSeq lists its product as uncharacterized. Lineage: Eukaryota; Fungi; Ascomycota; Sordariomycetes; Magnaporthales; Pyriculariaceae. The record is from RefSeq and is a predicted model, not a curated record. The coding region runs from base 1 to 1941 and encodes 646 amino acids. The transcript has 5 exons.